Molecule: messenger RNA, 1618 nt
Organism: Pelobates fuscus (common spadefoot toad)
Lineage: Eukaryota; Metazoa; Chordata; Amphibia; Anura; Pelobatidae
Product: ammonium transporter Rh type A-like
Exons: 1
Coding region: 17-1438 (473 amino acids)
Biological process (GO): ammonium homeostasis; ammonium transmembrane transport
Cellular component (GO): plasma membrane
Molecular function (GO): ammonium channel activity
Source: RefSeq, a predicted model, not a curated record
UUUAUUCUGAUACAUAAUGUCCAUAGCUUACAACCCCAGCUUGCAAUGUCAACUACCUAUUAUCCUGGCCCUUUUCCAAGGUGGUUUGCUGGUUGUGUUUAUACUAUACGUGGACUAUGAUGACCAGACCAGCAGUCUGCCUCUUUCCAACUCAACUUUACCAAAGGAUAAUCAGCUGUAUGAGAUCUUCCCGUUCUUUAAAGACAUCAAUGUAAUGCUGUUUAUUGGAUUGGGCCUUAUGCUCUCCUUCCUAAAGCUCUACAGUUUUGGAGGUGUUGCCUUCAACUUCUUAAUAGCCAACUUCUCUAUUCAGUGGUCUCUGGUCGUACAGGGUUUCUUUAACCACUAUGAAGAUGGGAGGAUCAAAUUGGGAUUGGAGAACGUACUGAAUGCGGAGUUUGCGGCAGUUACUGCAAUGAUUUCGGCGGGUGCCAUACUAGGAAGAGUCAGCCCUAUCCAACUUCUGAUACUGUGUCUACUGGAGAUACCGUUGUACGUGGUGAACGAUUGGCUUAUCCACAAAUAUUUCCACAUCAUCGAUGUAGGAGGUACAGUUGCCAUUCAUGUGUUUUCAUGCUACUUUGGUCUAGGUAUUUCCCGGAUUUUCUAUCACCCUGAGCUAAGAGUAGGUCACACGAAAGAGACCACCACUCCCAACUCUGACUUGCUAUCUCUCGUUGGUACACUCUUUCUUUGGAUCUUCUGGCCCAGUUUCAACUCAGUCGUGGCCAAAGCAGGAGAUGCUCAGCAUCGAGCCAUACUAAAUACAUUCCUCGCACUCAGUGCAAGUACCCUCACCACCUUUGCUAUGUCAAGUUUGUUGAGCAAAAAGGGACAGAUAAGCUUGGUGCAUCUACAAAAUGCGACCUUGGCUGGUGGAGUGGCCAUUGCAAUAUCUGCAGAUAUGAUAAUCACCCCAGGUGGAGCAUUGGGUUUAGGUUGCCUUGCCUCAAUAUCUUGCAUUUUGGGCUUCCAGUACUUAUCCCCAUUAAUGGCCAGGAGGCUUAAGGUACAAGAUCAAUGUGGUAUACACAACUUGCAUGGGCUCCCAGGAAUUAUCGGAACCUUGGGCAGUAUUAUAGCCAUAUUGUUCAGCCCUAUUGAUAUUUCAGACCUGAGUCUCACUGAUGACCUAUAUUACACCAAUGGCUUGAAAGAAGGAAGUUCCGCCCUAGAGGUUCUGGGAAGCAAUGGAACCUGGAACUCCAGAGACCAAGCUAUGGGUCAGGCCGCAGCUCUUGGCGUUACAUUCGGAAUUUCCCUUUUGGGGGGUUAUAUCACAGGACUACUCUUGAAAAUCCCCUGUUUGGUCCACCCAUCAUACGAGUUUUACUUUGACGACCAACCAUACUUCCAAAUCCAAGAUAUCUCAGAGAACAAUUGGAAUUCAAAGGACAAACACGACAGAAAUUUGUUGAUGCCAUUAAAAGAAGUUUAGAUAAAUGUACCACAAUCUCCAAAAUUUUAAGAAUUUAUUCUAAAUGUUCACUUCUUAGAUAACGCUUGCGAGAUCCACCAAGGUUUUGUAGAAACAUCUGACUGGUUGAGAAUGAUGGGCAAUGCAUGAAAUGGGCUGCCUGGAGCAUGCAUUAUUCAUAUGCUACAAAAGUAAUAUGAA